Anopheles stephensi (Asian malaria mosquito) is the source of this 1544-nucleotide messenger RNA. Its product is annotated as decapping nuclease DXO homolog. Gene Ontology annotation, cellular component: nucleus; cytosol. The record is from RefSeq and is a predicted model, not a curated record. Lineage: Eukaryota; Metazoa; Arthropoda; Insecta; Diptera; Culicidae. The coding region runs from base 200 to 1348 and encodes 382 amino acids. Gene Ontology annotation, molecular function: mRNA 5'-diphosphatase activity. Gene Ontology annotation, biological process: nuclear-transcribed mRNA catabolic process; NAD-cap decapping. The transcript has a single exon.
CUACGUUUUAACUCACUCACUUCGUUUGAACUCAUUCACUCUCACUCAAUUCACGUCACUGAGUGGUUUUCCCAUCACUAGCACGAACGCAGUCACAACAAAGCAUCGUUUCGUUAGCCACAAGAAUCGAAUAAAAAAGCCCUGCGCCUUUAAAGACUGUUUUGUCAUGUAAAAGUGAUUUGUUACCAUAAGUAGCAUAAUGUACACCGUAACGAGCGUCGAUCCCGAUCCGAAACAUCCGGCCCGUCAAUCGCAACCAUUCCCCACGAUAACGAAACCCUAUUUGGUUGGAUUUUUUAGCCUCAACUAUGACCGGAAGUUCGAUCCGACGGCGGUGCAGCUUAAGUACGUUACCCUUCCACCGGGACCGAGGACGGAUCUGCGUCUCGAUCUCAACGAAGGCUUUAAGAUCCGCCGCCCGAAACCGGACAGCGCGCAGGACGAAAAGAUCGACAUGCUGCUUACCUUCAUCCGCCAGUCGCACCUGUGGACCACCACCGAAACCGGCCACCGACGGCUGCAGUACGAUUUUGUGUGCUUUCGGGGGUUGCUGCGGCUCAUUGCCUGCACACCGUACGACUGGAAAACGCCGUGGAUUGUGCAGGCCAUACGCUACCGGGGCACCAUUUACCUGUGCGAAAGGAAGACGGCGGACCGGCUAGAGGCGGAACGGAACGAAACGGAGCAGCAGAAACGGUUCUGCUACUAUGGGUUCAAGUUCGAGCAGCACAUACUCACGGAGGAACCCGGCGCCGUGCCGGACACAUCGGCCCCGGUAAUGCUGGGCGAGGAAUUUUGCUCCAUGUUCGAUACGACGCUCGCCGGCCACCGGUUGCUGUACGGUGCGGAAAUGGAUGGGAUCGUUUCGAACAAACCGUUCGAUCGGGAAGAAAUUCUGCUGGACGAUCUGCGCCAGUGUGAGUUUGUGGAGGUGAAGGUCAAGCGCAAGGAAGCGACCUACCGACAGGUGAACAACUUCUACCGGUUCAAGACGAAGAACUGGUGGUGCCAAAGCUUCCUGGUGAAUGUGCAACGGUUGGUGGUGGGUUUGCGGGAUGAUGAAGGGAUUGUGCGUGAAAUUAAGAUCAUGAAGCUGAGUGACAUUGAACGCGAAUCCCGUCCGUACUGGUCGCCAGCCGUCUGUAUGAACUUUUGUGCCGACUUCCUGUCGGAGGUGGCCCGCGUGAUGGGUAACACGGACAACAGCAAAAAGAUCUAUCAGUUCGAAUUUGACUCGAGGGAAAGUAGGCACGUGCGGUACCGUGUGCUGGAGGAGGAUGCCCACCGAGAUGCGUUUCUUCCGGAUUGGUACACGCGCUACCUAGACGAUUUGCAACCUAAAUCGUAGUGGUGGCCGCUCCGUUCCUUGGCGCGGGAUUAGAUUAAUAAACAAUGCUUGUUUGUAUGUCUACCGAAACAGCUUUCACUUUAUUGCGCUGCCUCUUGCUGGACCUUUGCUACCAGCACUUAGUUCAUGUCCGAAAGGCCAGGCCUAAGCUGUGAAUACUUUUUCGUCGGCCGGAAGUUCCGCUGCUGCUGCACGC